ACUUUUGGCCGUUGUCAAAAUGAGCUACCCCCUCAUGAGUGGUCAACUAAGAUCUAGUUUAUGGAAAUAUUCUCUGUUCUGCGCCGCUGUCACAAUUUCCAGAUGGCUUUAGGCUAGCUAUUCAAUUCAUUGCUCUAUACAUUGGUCGGCUGUCUUAUUAUCUAGUUUAUUAUAUCCCUCCUUGGCGCCAUUUUAUUCGUAUAAUUUAGCCCAUCUACUACAACCUUAAAGUCUUUGACCAGCUGAUUUGUGAGAGUCUUCUUUCAAGAAUGUUGAUUUGGUACAUUUUCUUGGUUUUUGUGUGUAAAUGUAACGUUUUACAAGGAGUUUUAGGUAGUAAAGAUGACUCCACGAAACUCAAAGAUCACGUCAAACCCUUUGGUGCGCACCGACCAGCAGAAGAUGGUCUCAAGAUUCUCAAGUAUUCUCCGAGCGGUUCCGACUUUUACCAUCGGUUCGUUCAUGGUAGACGACCUGUCGUUGUCAGGGGAGCAGCCAAUCACUGGCCGGCAAUGUCAAGAUGGAACAACGAAUCAUAUUUGAGAGAAAACUACGGUUCUUCGCCAUUCUACGUAGAAUUUCGCAAGAAAUUCAAAAACGAGCAGCCAAUCAGAAAACCCAUGAAACUACAAGACUUUUUGAAUAUUUAUAAAAACCAAGAAGUUUAUCUAGAUUCAUUGUUUCCGCCAACUAAAAUGUUCCAUGACCUCGUUCUUCCUUAUUUUCUCGGAUGUAGUGAAUUAGCGUCCAAAAUUAAUAGUUUAAACUUGCUGAUGAGUAGUGGAGAUACAACCUCUGCUUUCCACCAAGAUGGCUACGAGAACGUUAUCACCGUGCUCUCGGGCACCAAGACCUUUAUUUUGAUAGAUUCUAAGUACGCCGAGAAGCUUUACGCAGAGGAACACUUUCUGUUUCCUGGAAUAUUAGCCUUUGAUCCUGAAGCGAUAGAUUUUAAAUCGUUCCCUAAACUUGUGGAAGUUCCUUACUACAAAGUGACGCUGUACCCAGGUGAUAUGUUGUAUAUCCCACAAUACUGGUGGCACAUCGUCUGGUCCAAGGGAUCCCCCAACAUCGCGGUAAAUAUCUGGUUUGAUCAGUUUAACUUUGAAGAUGAUUUUGUUAAUGCUGGGCUGGAUGAAAACAAAGAUAUAAUCAAGGUAAAUGAAAUGUUUAACACGCUGGUGAAGAAACAACCUGAACGUAUCGAAUGUGAUCACGAAAACCCUCACCUGAAUGUCAUACUGAAGAUCAAUAUAAGCGAUCCCGUUACACAGUACCUGAGAAUACCCAAGAAAAAUGAGCGCCCGCCAGAUGUGGUCCUGGCCAGCGGGUUUACAAUGCCGGUGAUGGGUUUUGGUACUGCGUUACUAAAGGAUACGGUGACCUCCGUCAAGACUGCUCUGAAGAUUGGGUACAGAAUGAUCGAUACAGCUCAGGCAUACAUCAACUCAGAAAAAGACGUUGCUCAAGCUAUAGCAGAAAGCGGAGUCCCCAGAAGCGAUAUCUUCAUCAUAACCAAGCUUCACCCCAAGUACCUGGGAUACGACUCGACCAUCAAUGCUAUAGAAGCGUCACUUAAAGCACUGAACACAGACUACAUUGAUCUGUUCCUUAUUCACUCCAAGACUUGUGACACCUUGUUUUUGACGUGCGAGAAAGGGGAACCUAAAGGAACAUGGAAAGAGAGCUGGAAGGCCAUGGAAGACAUGCAGAAGAAAGGAAAACUGCGUAGCCUUGGAGUCAGCAACUUCAACCAAGAUAAACUGCAAGAGCUGAUCGAGUUUGCUACUGUACCUGUAUCUGCUGUGCAAAACUGGUUUGAUCCAUUCCAUCAGGAUAAGAACACCAGACAGUUCUGUUCAGAGCACAACAUUCGUUACAUCGGCUUCUCUACACUUGGUACAAGAUGGGUGUACUUCUAUGGUCUAAAGAAAAAUCCUGUAUUAAAAUCAACUAUCAUUUACGAAGUGGCAGCACACUACGAAUACGCUACAUCACAGGUUGUGCUUCGCUGGGCUAUCCAUUCAAACGUCACAGUAAUACCUCGCUCAAGCAACCCAAGAAACAUCUAUCUUAACUUCCGUGCACUAGACCUUGAGCUCACUGAAUCUGAGAGAGAAACAAUAACAGACGUUGUGGACUAUGAGUUGCAUCCUUUAGAGAGGAUAGAAAGAGGAGAAGCAAAAUGUGAGGAUGAAGAUGAGAAGUGUGGAGAAUGGGCAGAGUCUGGUCGGUGCAUUGAUGACCCUGAUUGGAUGCUUACAUACUGUAGGCAAAGCUGCAAGCAAUGUGUCUUAGAUAAUAUUUCAAAAUUCCAGCCUUUUGUCUACGUGGGAUCUGAGGACAACAACAUGUAUGCUGUAGGCAUUUUGUAUGGUGAUCUUCAGUGGAAGUUCCCCACCAAAGGCAAGAUUCUAUCAACAGCAGCAUUCAGCCCAGACAGUGAGCGAUUAUUCUUUGGGUCAAAUGAUGGCAAUAUCUAUGCUGUAGCAGCAUCAACUGGAAAGCUCUUCUGGAGUGUUCAGACUAAAGGAGGUGUAGUAGCAAGUCCUAGUGUGUCAAAGACAGGGACAAUUUAUGUAGGAUCUCACGAUGGAUAUCUAUACUCUCUUGAUUCUGAUAACGGUACCACUAUUUGGAGGAAGUCCCUUGGUGGACCUAUUUAUGGUAGGGUUGCCUUAGGUGAAGAAAAGGGUGCCCUAUAUGCAGGAACAUCUGCAGAUAAGGGCCCAAGGGUAUUCGCUCUUGAUAUGAAGACUGGUGAAGUUUUAUGGCAGUUUGACAAGGCUGGGAAAAUAAUGUCAUCACCAGCAGUGAGUGCAGAUGGGAAGGUUGUCUACUUCUGUUCUCUGGACAAGAACAUCUAUGCCCUUGAUACUGACACAGGAAGCCCAAUAUGGACAUUAGACACAGGUUCCGAGAUAGAGUCUUCACCUUACGUUAGUAAAGCCGAUGGAACACUCUAUGUUGGUCUUAUUAGUGGUAAAAUAUUAGCAGUUAAUACUCAUGCCGGACCAUUAAGAGGAACUGUUAAAUGGACUUUAGAUGCUGGGGGAGAAGUAGUAUCAUCACCUACUGUUACGGAGAGUGGCAAGAUCUUUGUUGGUGUCGGAGAUGGGCGUGUACUAGCCAUCAAUCAGACUACGACCGAUAUCAUCUGGGGACCAGCUACUAAAGACUAUGUUUCAGCAUCAACAGCAGUGGGAACCGACUCUGUUGUCUAUGCCGCUAGUACAGAUUCAACUCUUUAUGCUCUGAAUGAAAACGAUGGUAGUGUCAUAUGGACGUUCAAGACCAAUGGUUCUAUAAGUCUGUCAUCUCCUGCUAUACCCAAAUAUUACAGCACUACUCUAGCAUGAACAACAAUCAUCAUACAGUACCAAAUACCACAAAACUGACAGGAAAUGAUUAUACACAUUAUAAAAAUUGAACCAUAAAUUUACAACCCUGGGCCGGGUUGUUUAAAACUGGAUUAGCGCUAAUCCAGAAUUAACUCUAUAGGUCUUAUUAAGAGUUAACCCAGGAUUAGAACUAAUCUGGCUUUGAACAACUGGGCCCAGGGCUAACGGGAUAACGGGACAACGGCCAAUAAGUUAACUAUUAUGAUGACAAGCCAAAUUAGUUUUAGCUUGGUCRACAUUGUUUCUGGCUCAAUGUUACUGGCUGAAAUGACCAGCAAGGCAAAGAUGUCAUAUCUUAAAGGCAAAGAUUUUACCAGACAAUUAACUUCCAAUUCUGGCCAGGCUUGGUCUGAUGUUUGGCCGUUAUUUAAAGCCCUGCAAUAACUUGUAGGAUAAUAAAAGAUUCUGGACCCAAACGCCAAAACUUAAUAAACUAAAUUGAAAGCAAUAGUUAAGAAUUUAUUUUGAGUACAAUUCAGACAAAAAUUUAAAUUUAACAUUAAUAAGUUAAUUAAGAACGUGUAAUAAAUGAAAUAGUUAGUUAACACCAUAAACAAGUAUCAGGACAGCAAUUAGUUGGCCAUCAUUUUUUUCUUUCCCUUGCAACAAUAGGUACAAGAUACUCUUAAAGAUGAUUGUAAGCUUCUCACUACAGUCUGUGAGCCAAGGUAAAUCUUAGAGUAAGAGAAUAUUUCUGCCCACUAUAAUUAUAUUAACAUAUUAUUAUUUAAAUACUAGCUAUACUUCUUUGAAAAAGAGUCAGUUUAGUGUAUCUAAGCUAGGGAAUAAAUGUUAAAUAAGAUGUCUCUAUGUUUGAGAUUAAAUGAAUUUAUUUUGGAUUUUCAGCAAUAAUUUAUUUGUGUAAAAUAAAUUAACCAGACAAAAUAAAGAAAUGCUACAGAAGUGAAUCAGA
Molecule: messenger RNA, 4314 nt
Organism: Actinia tenebrosa (Australian red waratah sea anemone)
Lineage: Eukaryota; Metazoa; Cnidaria; Anthozoa; Actiniaria; Actiniidae
Molecular function (GO): protein binding
Source: RefSeq, a predicted model, not a curated record